Echinostoma caproni is the source of this 405-nucleotide messenger RNA. The record is from the annotation of a GenBank genome assembly. Lineage: Eukaryota; Metazoa; Platyhelminthes; Trematoda; Plagiorchiida; Echinostomatidae.
UACUUUCUAAUGUGUUCACAUCGUGUUGUUCGUCGAGAAACGUGCUUAUAUUUUUUUGACGUUCUACACAAUCCUUUGAAAAAAAUGGAUCCACCCAAACCACCAACUACCUUUCCUAACAGCUCAUAUCCUUUGUUCGUCAUUUGGAUACAUGGCCGAGAUGAUAGUCUCCGUGGAUGCGUUGGUACUUUCACUGCUCUGAAUAUUCAUCAUGGUCUACGAGAAUAUGCCAUAACGAGUGCCCUCAAGGAUAGUCGGUUUUCUCCUAUAACUGAAGAAGAGUUUCCUCACUUAACAAGCUCUGCAUUGCGCCAAUCAAUCCGUCUUACGCGGUAUCGCAGCGAGAAGCUCAGUGUUCCGGCCAGCGACUACUUACGAGCACGCCAGAAUGGCUACGUGGUAUAA